Molecule: messenger RNA, 2970 nt
Organism: Porites evermanni
Lineage: Eukaryota; Metazoa; Cnidaria; Anthozoa; Scleractinia; Poritidae
Source: the annotation of a GenBank genome assembly
AUGUCAAACAACCCACCCGUGGAAAGUGAGCACACAGAAUCAAAGCCGCCUUCAAGUGGAAGUCUCGAGGAAGAUCCACAAGACGAGGAGGAAACCUUUUCUACUCGACAGCUCUUUAAAUUUGCAUGGCAAAUAGCGAAGGGAAUGGUAGCUACUGUAUUUUUUUACAUGUUAUCAUAUUUGACUAGAGAGUUAGCCUUUAAAAAUGGACGCUGAUUUCAAAGGCGAACUGUAUGGGGCAUAUAUUCAUUGAGAAAGUAGAAUUUCCCUACCGAAAUCUACCUGCCCUCAAGAAAAGUACCAAGUUUUCUGAUAAAACCACUCUUGAGCGCAAAACAGCCAAAUCUGGCUAAAUGCCAUAAAAUGAAAUCGGGUAAAAAAAUUAGCAAAAGACGAGUUUUAGGAAAUGAGUUUUUUCUGCAGUUUUGGUAUCUUGAAAGCAACCACACGAUCUGCCAACACGCUGUUUACGCCCAUUUCGGUUCCUUGAGCUCUCGGUUUUCUUUCAGAAUAGCCUACCCUCGAUCUUCCCACAUUUUUACUCAUAUUUCCUUGAUGUACUCUUGUGACAUGAAGCCGACUUCGAAAACCUCGAUCGAAACUCAGGUACCUGGGCGUGACUUUUGAAACACUGAAAAUACCAGUGGAACAAAAACGGCCGCGAUUAUACGAUGGACAACAACUUAAAAGGACUGAGAAGCAACUCAACCACCGUGAUACAAAGCAUUAUAGGAAAAAUGCAGCUCCGUCGCCAGACUUUUCGUAUAAAAAGUUAUUAACCAAUAUUAAUUCGCUGACCAUAGUUAGUAGAGAGAAGACUGAAAACAACGGUGCUGUAGGUUAUGUUGGAAACUCCCUGACCGUGCACAAUCCUUUGUUUUUUUGUGUACAAAUUGUGAGUGAAUAAAUUAAUGAGAUUUUUCUAUUGGUCAGUAAGUUCAAAAUGAUAGGAAUGCUAUUGAACAUUGUGCACGAUCAGGUCCAGACGGGCUAACGAAAACAUAUAACAAAGAGUCUAACGCCUUGAGUCUAACGGGUUUCAUUACAAUUCCACUUUAAUAACUAUGGCCUAACAUAGUAAAAUUUCAAAACUCAGGAACAACAAGUUAAAGACAAAAUUGAAUAUUUCGAUCGAAUCGCUCGAACAUCAUCCGUGAUCAGCAAUGUGAAAAUGCCAGGUUAUAUACGAAAAGGUUGUAAUGUUCCCCCAGGAGAGGGUAGUACAUGGCCGGGAGGUCCAGUCCCUCGUCCCUAUUCACAGAGGGUUUUUUGGGGGGAUGGUAAUGGCCUCCUUGACGCCGUAAAAACCGUGAUGGUGCUAUUUUUGUCAGAUAGAAUUUAAGCAUUGUGUGGUUUGAUGUUGUGACCGCCGCUGCUCGGCAGUGUUCGAAAACGGCAAAAGUUUUAAGGGAUUGGUGUUCUUUGAUCCGCGUACAAAGGGAUUUUGGAAGAAUACUUUAUAAUUAUUCAGUUUUGGCUUGUAUAUUUAAGUGAUAGUGUCUGAACUGACGGCUGACUGGCUGUUGAUCAUGGACAUAAACUCUUCCUUGAAUUAGUUAUCUCUUAUUAUGUGAUGCUUAAAUUUGAUUUCCCUUUUUCUACCUUUAUAACUAGAAUCAUCUUGCCGAAAAAAAUCUUGUUCAUAGAGACCUUGCAGCUCGUAACGUCCUUGUUGGCCAUGACAAUCGGGUGAAAGUGUCUGACUUUGGGUUGAUGCGACAAAUCUAUGAAGAUGUGAAGGGCUCAGAAAAGUCCAAGAAACUUCCCGUCAAAUGGAUGGCUCCAGAAUCGCUUUAUCGAAGCACCUUUACCAUUAAGAGCGAUGUGUGAGUAGAACUGAUAAGACUUUCAAUUUAACGCUAGACUAUGGAUCUCAUCGUAUGAGUCUCGUACGGAUUAACUUACUUUUAAUAGUCUUUUCCGAACUGAUUUUUUCAUCCCCGACGACGUAUACUUAAUUUUUUGGCGGAAUAUAAGUUCUCGAACGCCAUCUCAUUAUAACAAAGUUUGGGUUCAAAUUUUGCCAUUUGAUUUAUAUUAGUAGGAUUUUGCUGGCCUCUGUAAAACUAACCUAGAAAAGGCAAAGCGUGAAUUCCCUUCCACAAAAUCUUCUUAGCCUUGACCGUCUGACUAUAUCGCUCUGUAACCAUUUUGUUGUUUUCUUUCCUAGCUGGUCCUACGGCGUACUUCUGUGGGAAAUGGCCACACUGGGUAUGCAUACUUAGAGAUUUAUUUACUUUCCUGAUUACAAAUGCUUGCUUACUUUUCCUCGUUUCUAAUAAAAAACACUGACUCACAUAAUUGUUUUGGUCCAGGCCCCAGUUAUUCAUUCCCAGAUUCCAUCUUUUCCAGCUCUCGCGCGUUUGCCUCUUAAUUCCCUCACACGUAACAUGCUCCCACGAAAGACAAUAGGCCGUGUCCGGGUUGCCCUAGACUACGAGUAGUCCCCCAUUUUUCCUCAGGGAUAGUAGAGCGAGUGAAACGCGAGCGCUCGUGAAAAUCACCCCACGCGAGAAAAAGCGACACGCGGCGGGGAGAGAGAAAAAUGAAGCCUUUUCUCGCGUGGGGUGAUUAGGAAAAAUGGGAGACUACUCGUAAUCUAGGGUUUCCCCAACCCACUGUUUCAAAGCGAGGCUAAGUGUGAAGCCACUGAUAUGAAAAUGAGUUUUUUUACAUUCAUGCAAAGGUAACUCAUUAUCACAAGAAAGGUUUUGCACUCGUUUUGAAAGUGAGGGUUUUUGUAACUAAGAAAUGGCCUUUCCUGAAGGACUUUGCAGUCUACGACCUGAAAAAAUAACGUGAAAAUGAUUGUCAAACUUACUGCCCAGCUUUUUCUGAAUAACUGAUUUUCUUCUUCUGUUGGAUCCAGGAGGCGUACCAUACCCUACGCUGACCAACACAGAGCUGUAUCGCCUGCUCAGCUCUGGAUACCGAAUGGAAAAACCUGACAUGAGCUCCGAUGAAGUGUAA